AUGUUUUGUGUGUGUGUGUGUGUGUGUGUGUGUGUGUGUGUGUGUGUGUGUGUGUGUGUGUGUGUGUGUGUGUGUGUGUGUGUGUGUGUGUGUGUGUGUGUGUGUGUGUGUGUGUGUGUGUGUGUUUUGAUCCUGAUCAGUUUGAUCCUGAUCGGAUUUAGCCAAUCAGGGGCGGUGGAAUCGGACACUGAUAAGAUGGUCGGUGGCAGGGACGGGCGCUUGCUGCGAUGGAUUGUGGUCUUGAUUGGUGUGCUUGGCUUUGCCAUGGAGACAUCUGGCGCAGUGCAGUUGCCCAACAUCUUCUCCGAUAACAUGGUGCUGCAGCACGAGAAGGGCUCGGGAAGUCUCGCCUACGUCUAUGGCUGGGCCUCGCCCGGCGAACGCGUCACCGUGGCGCUCCCCCAGAGCAACUACUCUACCAUUGCCGAUGCCACCACGGGCAAGUGGAAGGUGACGCUCGGCCCGCUUGAGCCCACGGCUAACCCUUUUACGUUUCUUGUGAGCGGGGAAACCGGUCCCCCCGUCACGGUGGCCAACGUGACGGUCGGUGAGGUGUACCUGUGCUCAGGGCAAAGCAACAUGGAAUUCCCACUCAACAUUGCCACCAACGGCACCUAUGAAAUGGCUGAUGCUGUCAAUUGGCCUCAGUUCCGACUCUUUCGUGUCAGCCACAACACGGCCGAGACAGAAGUCCGCAAUGUCACUGGCACCUGGGCGCUCAACGCACCGGAUGUAGCCGGUGCCUUUAGUGCGCUGUGCUACCUCACAGCACGCGAUGUGCAGCGCCUGCGCAACAGCAGUAUGCCUGUUGGUCUAGUCCAAGUUACCUGGGGAGGCACGCGCGUGGAAGCCUGGAUGUCCAAGGAAGCCCUUGCUGCGUGCCCAGCAGCCCCUGCAUGGGGCACCGGCUCGUCCCCGCAGAAUCAGCCCACGGCCCUAUGGAAUGGCAUGGCCGCCCCGGUUAUUGAGAUGACUUACCGCAUGGCGCUGUGGUACCAGGGGGAGACCAAUGCGCAGGGCGCCAAUUCCACCGACUACUACGCUUGCAUGUUUCAGAGCAUGAUCGCCGACUGGCGAGGUCGGGCUGGAUACGGCGACCUGCCAUUCCUCUACAUGCAGUUGCCACCGUCCCUCUUGCCCACAGAUCCCGCCAACAUCACAACGGGCUACUCGGAGAUCCGCCAAGCUCAGCUUUUGACGCUUCCUCACACGCGUGGGCCCUCUGACACAACUGGCAUGGUCGUCGGCCUGGAUCUCGGCGGCGUGUCAAUGUGGGGCCCUGUGCACCCUCCUGCCAAGAACGUGAUGGGACAGCGCAUGGCCGCCCAAGUCUUGCACGUGGUCUACGCAGAGCAGGAACAGUGGAACGGCACUUUGCGUUUUUCUGGCCCCGUGGUCACGAAUGUGCGCCGCUUGAGCAAUGGUACCCUGGCUGUCAUCUUUGCCGACUGGAGCGCCCAAGGCCUGUACUUCAAUGGUACCCUCAACUGCACCACCUGCUGCCCCUCACCCUCCUUUGAGGUCCUGUCCCCUGACCAGAAGGGCGCGCCAAGCUGGCAGCAUGUUGAUGCCACCAUCAGUGGAAGCACUGUGCUGCUCGCCACCUCGGGUGGCUCGGCCGUGCGAUACGGGUGGCAAGAUUAUGUGCAAUGCGCGUUGUAUAACGUUGAUGCCCUCCCAGCCUCGCCCUUUAUCCUCAACGUUUCUACCACCGCAAAGCUCAGCUCAUCGACUGCACACCACAGCUGGCGCAAAGCUGGGCUGACGCGCACGCCAACUACAUCCCGCCCUUACGCCACUCCCCUCGUUCGACCACCGAUGGGCUUUAACACAUGGAACGCAUAUCGGUGCAACCUCGAUGAGAACAUUGUGCGCAGCAUGGCGCAGGCCAUGCAGCAGCGUGGCCUCCAAGCAGCUGGCUAUACGUACGUGAACAUUGAUGACUGUUGGCAGGUGGCGCGCCAAGCCAACGGCACCCUCGUGCCGGACCCUGUUCGCUUUCCAUCGGGCAUGACCGCACUGGCCGAGGAUCUGCAUGCGGCAGGUUUUGGCUUUGGUGUUUACACAGCUCGAGGCACGGGAACUUGCCAGGGACGGCCCGGCAGUCUCGAACAUGAGCGCAUCGACGCCGCCACGUUUUGUGAUUGGGACGUGGACUACGUCAAAAUCGACGUGUGCGAAGGUGCACAAGAUGCCAACGCCAGCUGGACCCAGUUUCACACCGGGUUUGCUGACUGCUACGCACAAAAGAAUCAUUCGAUUGUUAUGAGUGUGGAAACAUGCGGUGAUCCCAAUGGUUGUGGAACUUGGGUGGCUGGGCUUGCCAACCUGUGGCGGACGAGCCCAGACCUCGAAGCCACCUUUGCCAGCGUCUUGGCCAACGCCUAUGCCAACGAUGCCAUGGCUGCCGUGGCCAAACCUGGCCACUACAAUGACCCAGAUAUGCUCGAGGUGGGCAACCCGGGUCUUGAUGCCGACGAAGCUCUCUCGCACUUUGCCCUAUGGUGCGUCAUGUCUGCCCCGCUCCUCAUUGGCACGGACUUGAUACGGGCGAGCAACAACACGUUGGCCAUCCUGUCCGCACCCGAGUUGAUUGCGAUCGAUCAAGACCUGGGCUACAACAACGAACCCCAAGGUCGCCACGUGUCGGCUGCUACACCAGCAGGCACCAACGUCUCGUGUUGGCUCAAGCGCCUGGCUUCGGGCAGCUCUUACGCCUUGAUUGUGGUCAAUGAAGGGGAGAGUGCCGUGUCGGACGUAAAGAUCGAGUUUGCGAGCUUGGGCCUACCAAACAGCCAAUCUGUGACUGUGCGUGAUAUGUGGGCUCGUAAGGAUGUCGGUACCUUUGAUGACAACUAUACGGUUGAUUCUCUGCCUCGCCACGGCUCCGCUAGCUUGUUGCUAAAGGUGUAG
Molecule: messenger RNA, 2913 nt
Organism: Monosiga brevicollis MX1
Lineage: Eukaryota; Choanoflagellata; Craspedida; Salpingoecidae
Exons: 5
Coding region: 1-2913 (970 amino acids)
Biological process (GO): carbohydrate metabolic process
Molecular function (GO): hydrolase activity, hydrolyzing O-glycosyl compounds
Source: RefSeq, a predicted model, not a curated record